Molecule: messenger RNA, 2098 nt
Organism: Cheilinus undulatus (humphead wrasse)
Lineage: Eukaryota; Metazoa; Chordata; Actinopteri; Labriformes; Labridae
Gene: fam43b
Product: family with sequence similarity 43 member B
Exons: 1
Coding region: 96-1091 (331 amino acids)
Source: RefSeq, a predicted model, not a curated record
UCUCUCUGAUUUAACUCCUGAUUUUUUUACUCCUGAGCUGAGAAGAGCAGACGCAGCAGCAGAGGGGCUCAUCUGCUCCGACUUUUCCGAUCACCAUGCUGCCCUGGAGGAGGAAUAAGUUUGUUCUUGUGGAGGAUGAGGCCAAGAGUAAACCCAAGAGCCUGGGGACUGGGCUGACCUACCAGUCCAUCCUCUCCUCUCUGCUGCGCUCCUGUCCUGACCUGCUGCCCGACUGCCCCUUCGACUGGGUGGGCAACAUCUUCCACACCAAACGGCAGAAGGUGGAACUGAACAAAGAGGAGCCUGUUUACAACGUGCGCUACCUGGGGAGCGUGGUCACUAUCACGGCAAAGGGGGACGGCUGCACACAGGAGGCGGUGGCGAAGAUCUGGGCGAGGAGCAACUACGGGGAGCAAAGUGUCAAGAUGAGGUUAACAGUGGGGCCGCAAGGGAUCCGCAUGAGCACCGACAAAUCCGGCAAAAAGAAGCCGAUACACCUCUACUCCCUGAACAGAAUCACAUACUGUUCGGCUGACCCGUGCCGGCCGAAGAUCCUGGCGUGGAUCUACAGACACCAGGUCAAGAACAUGGCCGUGGUGCUCCGGUGUCACGCCGUCCUGGUCAGCAAGUCAGAGAAGGCCCAAGCCAUCGCCCACAGCCUCUACCAGAACGCCACCUCCGCCUUCAGCGAGUUCAAACGCCUAAAGCGGCAGAGUGAUUUCCGGCACUGCCAGCAGCAGCUGCUGGGGGAGGAGGCGGUGCCCCUGAUGCCCCUGAGGAGGCUGCUGAACGGGCAGUGCCACUACAGACCGCCUGCUGAGAACCCUGGGAGUGCCACCCGCCUCUGCUCCAUCACAGAGGAAGAAGAAGAAGAAGAAGAAGAAGAAGAAGAAGAGGAAGAGGAAGAGCAGGAGAAGGAGAAACCAGAGGAACAGAUGGAGAAGCAGCAGGUUUUAACGACAAACACAGACCCGACUCAGUUAUUAUCCGAGUUGGACAUUGGGGAUAUCGCCAGACUGGAGCAGUGCCAAAUCAACUUUGUCAGUGACAGCAACAACAACACGUUUACAUUCAUAACCUCUCUGGUGUGACGAUGAAACACAUUCCCAUCUCUUUGCCCUUCACUCGGCCCCACCCCCCCCUCUCAGGCUCCCUCCUGCUCCCCCUCUGUCCAUGUAAAGUGAAGUGUUUACCAGAAACUUCUCCAACCACCGGGCAGCAGAGAAAAGAAAGAGCUCGUUCUGUGGGAGUAAUUUUGUAUUCGGAGCAGAUGGCCGGGACUCGGUUUGACUGUAGCACUUUGUGAAGCUGCGUGUUUACAAAGAGGGGCUGAUGAUGCACAGACUAACAUAGCACAAUGACGAACGAGGACGACGGCUCGUAUUACGACCAGGAUUUUCUUUAUUAGUCCUCUUAUUUUUGUGAGUAUUUCCAGGCCGCCAGCAGGGACGUCUUUUUUGGAUCGACUUGUAGUAUUUUUUCAGGGAGGUUCUUUGUAAAUUUGUGUAAUUUUUCUAACAUGACAAUCCUCACAGAAAUCUUUCACAGGCCGACCUUAGAGAAGUUUGUUACGGUUUUGCUAAUGAUCACAGCCGACUAAUGAAUAAGGCUAUAAAUUAGGAAGCAAGCCAUUUAGUCGACAUGUUUAUUGCUGCCAUUUGUUUCCUUCCUUAUCAUUUAUGCAUGACAUGUCAGGAGUAACCUUUUCAUGCUCAGCUUUUUCAUCUUUUUAGAAAUGAACACUGUGAUUAAUGUGCAACCAAGGACAAAAACACACGCAGAAAUGUCUCAUUAGUGUCAUGCAUUUUGUACGUAGACUCACCUAAGUUGCAUCAACAACAGAUCUUUUUCACACUUCGCCAUUCCUGUGCUCUUUUUAGCCAAGUUUACUUAUUGCAGUUUUUCCACAUGAGCCCUUGCAAAAAUGCAGAUGGACCCUCACAAAAACCACACAAGACUGUUUUGAAUAGCCUGUCGAUCCUUUAUGUGCCACUGUCUCCAGAUGCAUUGUGAUUCGUAUGAGAUGAAGCUAUUUAUUUACCGGAUAUGAUGAAUAAAAAUUACCCUCACUCGGGUGUUUUUUUUUAAUCUCGCAGGA